AUGGACUGUUACUCCUGGCCAACGACAGCAACGACAAAGCUGACGGACUCAGCCACUUUCAUCAUUUCCUCAAACGAUCUUCCCAAAUACAUUUCAAAGACCGUGAACCCCACGUUUGACAUUCACCUCACUAUUCUCCGUAAUCUCGCUGGUUCUACGCUCGCUUUCAUUACGUGCAAAGACUUUGAGGAUGGUAUGGUUGAAAUGGAAUGUACGCCUUGUCAGUGGCCUUCUUCUUCGGUGUAUCAAAUAAACGCUAGUAAUGGCUGCGCAACCGUUGACGGUAUAAAGUACUGGUGGUCAGACAACCAAUUCUUCUACCAGGAUCAGCACAACGCUAUUGGCUUAUACGCCUCCGACGCUGAUAAAGUUACUAUCAAUCUCCUACAAUCACUCCCUGAAACAAUCAAACAGCUCGCAAUUCUACUUCACAUUUCUACGACAAUCUAUAAGUCUCGCAGAGCAGGUAUCGGUAGACAUUGCAUUUGGCCUUCCUUGAAACACACUUCGAGAAGACCAACAGCUCCAACUCCUCCACCAACUGAACAGGUCGGUUGA
Wallemia ichthyophaga EXF-994 is the source of this 558-nucleotide messenger RNA. RefSeq lists its product as uncharacterized. The record is from RefSeq and is a predicted model, not a curated record. The coding region runs from base 1 to 558 and encodes 185 amino acids. Lineage: Eukaryota; Fungi; Basidiomycota; Wallemiomycetes; Wallemiales; Wallemiaceae. The transcript has 2 exons.